UUUGUCUAGAGUACCUAUAUAUAGAGAGUAGCGACAUAGGGGGACCGGAAUUUGAUGGUCACGUGACUCCUGGCGCCAUUUUGUUUCACUCCGCAGCGCAGCGCAACGCACAGCGCUUACCGCGACCGUGAUAUCAAACGAGCUCGAGCUGACAGUCAGUGAUUUAAAGAACACGACAAAAUGACGGGUUGUUGCGCCUUCGGGUGCAGCAAUAAAUCAGAGAAGGGGUACAAGAUGUAUAGGUUCCCCGCAGAUCCACAAAGACGAAAAAUAUGGGAGAACAAAGUGAGCAGAGUGGGGUGGAAACCAACUUCUUCAUCUUGUUUGUGCGAGAUUCACUUCGAUGAAUCACAAUUUGAAAAUGGAAGAGCAGAUGGGAAGAAAAAACUGAAGUGGCAGGCAGUACCAACCAUAUUCUGCCAUCGCAGUGUGCUGAAGCCCAGGCGACCUCUGAAACGCCUUCCCUGUACACCAAACGCUGUUAGUGCUACCAAGAAAUUGUGCGUUUCCUUUGACCAUACCUACUGUAUUAACCCAGCCAACAAAACAACAUCAACUUCAAGUUCAGUUGAAGACACUGCCACAGAAGACGAGAACUACCCCACCACAUCAAGUGUACCACCAAGUAAACCAAGAAUGAAAAUGCAAGGGCGAUCAAGGCCUUGA
This is a messenger RNA of Strongylocentrotus purpuratus (purple sea urchin), 666 nucleotides long. RefSeq names its product THAP domain-containing protein 2-like. The coding region runs from base 181 to 666 and encodes 161 amino acids. Gene Ontology annotation, molecular function: sequence-specific DNA binding. NCBI's taxonomy places the organism in Eukaryota, Metazoa, Echinodermata, Echinoidea, Camarodonta, Strongylocentrotidae. The record is from RefSeq and is a predicted model, not a curated record. The transcript has 3 exons.